Molecule: messenger RNA, 4408 nt
Organism: Betta splendens (Siamese fighting fish)
Lineage: Eukaryota; Metazoa; Chordata; Actinopteri; Anabantiformes; Osphronemidae
Gene: gabra6b
Product: gamma-aminobutyric acid type A receptor subunit alpha6b
Exons: 10
Coding region: 628-2064 (478 amino acids)
Biological process (GO): monoatomic ion transmembrane transport; gamma-aminobutyric acid signaling pathway; regulation of postsynaptic membrane potential
Cellular component (GO): dendrite membrane; GABA-A receptor complex; postsynapse
Molecular function (GO): benzodiazepine receptor activity; transmitter-gated monoatomic ion channel activity involved in regulation of postsynaptic membrane potential; GABA-A receptor activity
Source: RefSeq, a predicted model, not a curated record
GUGUGCUGGUUCCCUUUGCUCUGGGUCUGUGCAUGUUGUGACUCUGAAGUUGGACUAAAUGCAUCUACCACCCACUGCACUCAACCGUCCAACCACUGUGUGAGGCACAGCUAUUCACGCUUCAUAGCAGGAAUCCUGUGCCUUUGCAGGUUCACACACACAAGGAAACUGGUAAUAGGAGCUCAGAAGUGAUUCAAGAAAUGAGAGUAUUCUGCUUUUACACGGUCCCUGGAUGCAGUGUUGAUAUGGAAGCUGUGCGUUUGUGCAAGCUUCCUCCCUCCACCUCUCCCUCCUCCCUGCUGCUCCUCUCCAUCGCUCCUUUCUGCUUCGGAUCCAGUGAGCGUCACCAUUCCCAUCAAUGAGAAACCUUUUCCCAACAUCCCGGUUGCACUUGAGACCCGCGCGUUCCUUGCGAAUUCCGGCACCCGGUGACGGCGAUGCCCCCGUCGUCCCUCCUCUUCACUCUCUUCAAAACUCUUCAGGUUUUUCCAACUGGGCGAUUCAGGCUGAGGCGGGCGCAACCGCACUAGAGGGAAAGUCAAGUCGUGCUGGACUGGCGCGCUACGCACGGUCCACAACUCAGAGAAGCCCAGAGCCGCGUUCCAGCAUGAUUGGAAAUGAUGGAAUAUGCUGAUUGUAAAAGUUGAGCAGGGAUUUCUAGUUGUGGGGCGUCUGCGCGGCAUGGCUUUCGUUUUAACCUGCUUAAUUCUCUCUUGUUACAGUGCGGACAGUGUUUGGGGAAAUCAGCACAGUGAGACCAGUAUCUAUUUGGAUAAUAUCACGCGCAUAUUGGACAGAUUACUGGACGGCUAUGACAACAGGCUGCGACCUGGAUUUGGAGGUCCAGUCACAGAGGUCAAAACCGACAUCUUUGUCACAAGCUUCGGACCGGUUUCAGAUGUUGAGAUGGAAUACACCAUGGACGUGUUCUUCCGCCAGACGUGGAUCGACGAGCGGCUGAAAUUCGAGGGUCCCAUCGAGAUCCUGCGGCUCAACAACCUGAUGGUCAGCAAGAUCUGGACGCCGGACACGUUUUUCCGCAACGGCAAGAGGUCGAUCUCUCACAACAUGACCACCCCCAACAAGCUGUUCCGCAUCAUGCAGAAUGGAACCAUCCUCUACACCAUGAGAUUGACCAUAAACGCGGAGUGCCCCAUGCGUCUGAUGAACUUCCCCAUGGACGGACACGCCUGCCCGCUCAAGUUCGGGAGUUAUGCGUAUCCCAUCAGCGAGAUCGUGUACACGUGGAAGAAAGGUCCUCUGUCUUCUGUGGAGGUGCCACAGGAAUCCUCCAGUCUGCUGCAGUAUGACCUCAUCGGCCAAACGGUGUCGAGCGAGAGGCUCAAGUCCAACACAGGGGAAUAUGUCAUCAUGACCGUCCACUUCCACCUGCAAAGGAAGAUGGGCUUCUUCCUCAUCCAGACCUACAUCCCCUGUAUUAUGACUGUCAUCCUUGCCCAAGUCUCCUUCUGGAUCAACAAGGAAUCGGUUCCGGCUCGAACAGUCUUUGGCAUCACCACCGUCCUGACCAUGACCACCCUCAGCAUCAGCGCCCGUCACUCCCUCCCCAAAGUCUCCUACGCCACCGCCAUGGACUGGUUCAUCGCCGUCUGCUUCGCCUUCGUCUUCUCCGCCCUCAUUGAAUUCGCGGCCGUCAACUACUUCUCCACGCUCCAGGCCAAUCGGGAGCUGAGGAAGGCGGCGGCCAUGAAGGCGGCGGCUCAGGAAGCGGCGGCGGCCGCGGCCGCGGCGGCUCCGGCCGCGGCCGCCGGCAGCGAUGGAGACGUUUCCUCAGUGGAUGCCAGCAGCGUGCUGAAGAAGAGAAUGAACUCUGCUCCUCUGUUCGACCGCCCUGCCAAAACCUUCCCCAACCCGCCGGUCAACGCCCACGCCUUCCUGCAGCAGGGCUCAGCGGUGCCGGCCAACAACGUUCUGACCGGGACCAGCAUCAUCGACAAAUACUCCCGCAUCCUCUUCCCCCUCUCCUUCGGCGCCUUCAACCUGGUCUACUGGAUCGUCUAUCUCACCAAGGACACCAUGGAGAUGUCCAGGGACACCGUCUAAACGAAGAACCCAUCUCUCUGGAACGAACCCACACAUGCACAAAACAUGCCGGACACUUGCCAACUCGCUCUGAUGCCGCCUCAGUGCUUUGUAUUUCUUCAUAAGUUCUCCCUUGAAAAGCCGAGCUCUCAUUUCCAGCUCAGGCCCGGAACCGGAGCUCACGACCCGUUCCAGACUGUGGAGCCGUUGCAGACAGGUACCGCUCGCCCGCCUCUCCCCUUUUUGCUUUACUUCCUGCUGUGUUGCUUAUUCUGACGCCUUUUUGGGCUUUGGUCCCACGUCGUUGGCCGCGUGGAUGACUGAAGAUGUAACAGCUCUGCUACUGUGGCUGUGCUGCGGAGCUACAGGCAGAGCCACUACUUUGUUGUGUGUGUGUGUGUGUUUCUGUUUGCAUGCACGUCAGCACAUAACAGCAAAGAAGCGCCCACUGGCCAACGUGGAUGACGGAUUCGCUCCAACUUCCUCUCUCAAGACCUCAUCAAUGCGCUCUCGAUAUAUAUUCUUUGCCCUGUUUCUCUCCCGUGAUGAAAGACGGAGGAUGUGAAGGAGGAACUUGAAAGGUUUUAUGGGUUGUGUUCCAGCGAUUCCCAGUUACUUUUUCAGAUGCACAACAGGACCUUAGACCAGGUUCAACACACAAAAUGUAGCAGAGUCUAAAGACAGAAAGUUUAAAUGAACUCACUGAUGCUCACUAGUAGGUUAAGACGACAACUCUGGUUUAGUAUAUCAUUAAAAAAUGAAAAAAACAAAAAAAACAAACAAGAGACGAAGGAAAAUCCAUCAUCAUCAAAACGCCAAAACGUGUUCAUUAAUAAUCCACUUGUUCGGAUUUGCAUAUAAUUAUGCUCGCAUCCAAUUAAGCAGCGCAGGUAACACGUUCAUGUCAGUAACAUGUUAAAGUGGUGUCUAAAAAGAAGCUGAAGAGCGUUUUCGUCCUCAUCCAUCAUCCACAUGGGAUCCACAUGGGACGAAUUAUCCCAGUCUUUCGACUUAAAAAGCCUCCACUGCAAGAAACCAGUGAUGUCCUUCGAAAACCAUGCAAGUCCAGCUGUUUUGGUUCAAUCCCCAUGUUUGGUUCAAACUAAACUCCAAACUUUAUCUCAGCGUAGCACUGAAGAAGCAAAAAACUUUUAAUCUCUUCUAAAAUUCCAGUUAACAAUGAAGUCCUUCAUUUCUUUUCCAAUUUUGUGCAUUUCUUAGAGCGAUUUGAUUCAUUAGCAGAGCUCUAACAGCUAAUCAGUGAUGCAUGAUCUUUUGUAAAACAAAUAUGCAAUGCAAUAAAAACAUGCAAUACAGACGUCGGUUCUUUCCCUCAGGUUUGGGCUCUCUCCUUAAAACCACAUAGUUCAGUUACAAAGCUUCCAUCGAGUGCCAAGGAUUUCAGACCGUCGCUGUUCCACUGCAUGAGCGGCAGCUGAGCAGCUGCGUCCGUGGCGACCAGCCGCCGAUAAACGAGCGCCGCUGCCAUUGUUGGCGCUGAGAGCGCGUGGAACCGCGGGUCUGACGUUGGCAGAUUCUUAUCUCCAUCUUUCAACCUGUUGUUGCCAGAGGACUGAGAGCACAGCAGCGUGAGACUGCGUGGCCUCUCCUCCUCCUCUGUGUCUACUCCAUUUCUUUGAGGGGGGGGGACUUCCUGCCCUCUGCGUCAGCCUCUGUUACAGGAGAACCUGACGGCUCCACCCUUGCAUGACCUCUGACCCUCUAUGUGCUUGUAAGGGUUGUUGAAUGUAGAAGGUUGUGAAUUCCAUAGAACAUAGAACACUUUGCUAUGGUGACCACAGCCAUUAACGCUCCCUUUGUCGUUUCAUCUUAGUCCACACGCAUGGGUUUCUUUGAUUUUUUUAUUUAGCCAGACUGACAUUUUAUUCUGUGUUUGUUUUCUUCAUUUCUGCAAAGUCUUUGUGGACAAAGUCUUUGUGGACUCAGUUUAGAAGACAAUGAAUGAAUAACGUUAUUAUUUAGUGUAUAUUUAUUUUAUUUUGUGAAUAUUAUAACGUUUUUCUGUAGGUUGCUUAUUGUUACAGUAGCUUCAUCUUGGUUUGAAUCACAGGCCACAGCUGUGUAUAUUAGCAUAUUAGGCCCCACAGCACAUAACACCCCAUGUGCUCAUUGCUCUCCAUUGUUUUCUCUGAAACGACCUUUUUUUAUUUCAACAGAAGCCUAUUUGCAUUUCCAGGAUUAUUGUCCCCUAUUAACACCUAACAUGAACCCCUACUUAAUUUUCCCACAGGAUUGUAUAUUAUUAUGCUGAAUAAAGAUUAGUUAUGUAAAUACAUACCUGUACAUGUCUGUCUUGUGGUGUCUCUGAUCAUAAAGGGACUUUGAACAUAUGCCAGUAAAACUA